This is a messenger RNA of Brenthis ino (lesser marbled fritillary), 2268 nucleotides long. The record is from the annotation of a GenBank genome assembly. Lineage: Eukaryota; Metazoa; Arthropoda; Insecta; Lepidoptera; Nymphalidae.
AUGGAUGACGGUUCUGUAAAAAUCCAAUCCGGGAUCAACAUCAAUAUAAAAAGAACAGAUGGCCGGAUCCACUCUGCGAUCGUCUCCGGCGUGAAUCUCGAGACGCGAUCAGUGACAGUGGAAUGGUACGAGCGAGGCGAGACAAAGGGCAAGGAGGUGGAGAUAGAUGCCAUCCUCGCACUCAACCCAGAACUCGCCGGUCAACGGCAUCACACGCCCCAUUUACAGCCGAUGCCCAACAAACUGGCCAGGGAACCAUCGGGCUCGUCGUCCGACGACGGCGGGUUUCUGCGGGAGGGCGCCGAGACCGAGGGCGCCGGCGACUCGGGCCACACGCUGCCCGUGCGCAACUCUCGAUCGGACAUGACACGGCAGUCGAUCCCGGUAGCAACUAAAGCGCCGUCGCGCGUCACCCGCAACAAUCAGAUGCGGCUGUCGAACGCGGGCGGCGCGUACACGAACGGUCACGGCGGGGACACCACGGGGCGGCGUGGUGCGGAGAAUGUGCCACCACCACAAGCCCAGCCUGUGCCCAAUUCUAGGAUUACACAACAGUUCAACCCGCCGGUGUCGUCGGCGCGGCCAGCGGCGGUGUCGAGCACGGUGUCGGUGCCGCACGCGGUGGCGUCGGGCGCGGUGCGGCGCUCCAACGUGGUGAAGGAGGUGGAACGGCUGAAGGAGAACAGGGAGAAGAGGAGGCAGCGGCAGGCGGAGCUGAAGGAGGAGAAGGAAGCCCUAAUGAACAUGGACCCCGGCAACCCCAACUGGGAGUUCCUGGCCAUGAUAAGGGAGUACCAGAACAGCAUCGAGUUCCGACCGCUCACGGGCAACGAGCCGGUGGAGGACCACCAGAUCACCGUGUGCGUGAGGAAGAGGCCGCUCAAUAAGAAGGAGGUGGCUAAGAAAGAGGUGGAUGUUAUCAGUGUUCCUACAAAGGAUCAAAUGAUAGUUCACGAGCCGAAGAACAAAGUGGAUCUCACAAAAUAUUUGGAAAACCAGAAAUUCAGAUUUGACUAUGCUUUUGACGAUUCCUGCACGAACGAAGUAGUCUAUAAGUACACGGCUAAGCCAUUAGUGCAAACGAUCUUCGAGGGCGGCAUGGCCACGUGCUUCGCGUACGGGCAGACCGGCUCCGGCAAGACGCACACCAUGGGCGGCGACUUCCAGGGCAAAAUGCAGGACUGCAAGAAGGGAAUAUACGCGAUGGCAGCGCGCGAUGUUUUUGUGUACCUGAAGUCGCCCAAGUACAAGCCGCUCAACCUCAUCGUGUCCGCCUCCUUCUUCGAGAUAUACUCCGGGAAGGUUUUCGAUCUACUAGCGGACAAGGCGAAGCUGCGCGUGUUGGAGGACGGCAAGCAGCAGGUGCAGAUCGUGGGGCUCACGGAGAAGGUGGUGGACAACGUGGACGAGGUGCUCAAGCUCAUACAGCACGGCAACGCCGCCAGGACCUCUGGGCAGACGUCGGCGAACUCGAACUCGUCGCGGUCGCACGCCGUGUUCCAGAUCGUGGUGCGGUCGCCCGGCAUGCACCGCGUGCACGGCAAGUUCAGCCUCAUCGACCUCGCCGGCAACGAGCGCGGCGCCGACACCUCCUCCGCCAACCGCCAGACGCGCAUGGAGAGCGCGGAGAUCAACAAGUCGCUGCUGGCGCUGAAGGAGUGCAUCCGCGCGCUCGGCAUGAAGGGCAACAACCACCUGCCCUUCCGCGUGUCCAAGCUCACGCAGGUGCUGCGCGACUCCUUCAUCGGCGACAAGUCCCGCACCUGCAUGAUCGCCAUGAUCUCGCCCGCCAUGAGCUCCUGCGAGCACAGCCUCAACACGCUCAGAUAUGCCGACAGAGUGAAAGAGCUGGGCACGACGGAGGGGUCCCGCGGAGGGCGCCCGGAGUCGCCGCUGGCCGACGUGGAGAUGGAGCCCGCGCACGACGACCUCGCGCAUCUGCGCUCGCUUAAUGAGGGCGACAUGUCGGCGGAGAUGUACACGUUCCACGAGGCCAUCGACGAGCUGCAGCGCGCCGAGGAGGAGGUGCUCGACAACCACAAGGCCAUCUCCGACUACCUGCAGCACGCGCUGCAGCGCUGCGCCGCGCUGCUCGCCCUCACGCGCGACGUCGACUACGACCAGGACGCGUACGCGACCCAAUGGGAGGAGUUGCUGAACGAGCAGUUGGCGGUACUGGCGCAGUCACGUGACCUCGUCGCCGAGUUCCGGGCGAAGAUGCAGCAAGAGGAGCACAUCUCCCGCCGCAUACAGCCCUCGCGACACCAC